Drosophila eugracilis is the source of this 1645-nucleotide messenger RNA. RefSeq names its product G2/M phase-specific E3 ubiquitin-protein ligase. Bases 118 to 1623 code for a protein of 501 amino acids. Lineage: Eukaryota; Metazoa; Arthropoda; Insecta; Diptera; Drosophilidae. Gene Ontology annotation, cellular component: nucleus. The transcript is spliced from 2 exons. The record is from RefSeq and is a predicted model, not a curated record.
AUUUAAUGGACUAUCUAGUAAACGAUUUUAAAAUCAAAACAUGUUCAGGUUGAGAAUAAGUUAAUAAAAGUAUUCGGUCACUCUUAUAUUUCUAUCCUAAAAGCGGCCUGUUUUCAAAUGGAGCUACAUUGUGAGAUAUGUCGGUUUAAAGACAACGAUGAGGUGCUCUACGGCGAAAUGAUGGUCGUCAGACAACUUCGGGUACACUAUUAUUGCCUGCUUCUCUCGACCAAUUUACCGCAGCGCGGCAGCGAUUCUAGUGGAAUUCUGGGCUUUCUAUUGCGUGAUAUCCGUGCUGAGGCAGCCGCCGCAAGGAAGAGGAAGUGCUACUACUGCAUGAAGAUGGGUGCUAGUAUCCAGUGCCAUAGAUGUUCGGCCAUAUUUCAUUUAAAGUGUGGUAUUGAAAAUCAAUGCACCUUUGAGUUCAUUCACAAGUUUUGGAGCUACUGCGAUUCCUGCACCCCGAUGGAUGACUACAAACUCCAACUGGUGUCCAAUCCGCCUAAAAACCGCAUUUGUGACAUCUGCUUACGAUCAAUCUGCCAAUUUAAGUUGUACAAUAUUGCCUACGGAGAUUGCUGUCGUCGAGGAUUCGCCCAUAAGUCCUGUAUGCGUCGCUACGCCCUAUCUUCUGGAUAUUACCUGCUUUGCAUUUGGUGUCGAUCUAAGGAUUUCCGGAAUUUAAUACGUCUGCAGUCGAUAUUCGUGCCGGAUCGCGAUGCAAUGUGGGAAAAGCAGCGAAACGCAUACAGGGAGCUCUACGAGCGUAUCGUGCGAUGUGAUCAUGAUCAAUGCCUGUGUCCCAACGGUAGGACUUAUAAUAAAAACAGUUGGCUGAUUCUAUCCUGUAAAUUAUGCGCCUCGACUGGUGUACAUUUCAAGUGCUUGAUUGGCAACAUGCGCUUGCAAAAGGGAACCGAGUCCACCGAAUUCAAGUGCACCGACUGCCUAGACGUUGAGCUAAGGGUUGCAAAGAGUCCAACCCGUAAUAUGGAUGAGUCUAUCAAUGGCUCUGAGGGCCAUUUGAAUGCCUCUUUUUAUAUUCAAAAGGUCGGCCCGGACGUACCCUCCCUGCCCGAAACCCAGGCACCUGUUUUCUCUGAUGACGACGAUGAUUACGAAACCAGUUCCGCGUGCAGCAUCAUAACAGUGAUUCCCAGCACAAAUUCCUCGAGCAAGACCCCACCACAAAAUAUCGAUAAGCUGCCAACAGAGCCAUUAAUCGAGAUCCCUGUCUCUCCGCUGCGGGAGCCAUUGAAUGAAAUUUCUAACUCGCCAAACCUUAACUCAGUCGAAGAGUUUUCUGAUUUUCCACAGUCAAAGUCUAUCUUGACAGAAGAUCCGAGUUCUUUACUAGUGCUUAAAGAGUAUUUUCGCUGUUUUGAUGAACCAUAUUUUUAUCUGGUUAUCUACGAUUUUGAACACGGGAAAUGCAUGGGCAAGUGUACCGGUUCAACAGUCUUGCGGUUUAACGAGGACGACCCCCGCAUCCAGGACAAAUCGCCCGAGUCUUUGCAGCGCUUGAAUCUAAAACCAGAUGAUGUAUGGUGCCGUGACAAGGACCGCGAUGUCUUCGAGAAGAUCGAAAGUUUCCACCAAUGGCUUAAAUUAAUUAAUAAUUAAUAAUUGUUUGUUUUUAAAAAAC